Molecule: messenger RNA, 4984 nt
Organism: Thunnus maccoyii (southern bluefin tuna)
Lineage: Eukaryota; Metazoa; Chordata; Actinopteri; Scombriformes; Scombridae
Product: BTB/POZ domain-containing protein kctd15
Exons: 5
Coding region: 903-1697 (264 amino acids)
Biological process (GO): protein homooligomerization
Molecular function (GO): protein binding
Source: RefSeq, a predicted model, not a curated record
CUGCGCUAUAAUUGAAAUGGCGCAUUUGGCUGCAGGCAGGUUGUGAGGGCGCUUUCUGCAGCAGCAGCAUGCAUGCAUGUCCAUAGACGUCAUUUGAUUUUAAUGGCCUGCAGGAAAUUUGGCGUUACAACUCCAGACAUUAAGGCAAGAGAGAGAGGGAGAGAAAGAGGGAGCGGGGACACGGAGGGAAAUCACCGCAUGAAAGAUAUUGGUUCAAGGAUAUCUCUUCAUUUUCAACAUAUUUUUCAACUGAGACUUUAUCAACAAGUUACUGCGCCUUUAUUAUAUGUUGCCUGAGUGAAGGACUAUGGCAGCCCGCCUGGCUUUAAACUUUAAAUUUAGGCUGGAGCUGGAGAUGGAAAUGUAUGCCUACUAGCUGGAACUGCCUGGGGAACUAUUACAUCAGACGAAAUGACAAUGAUUAAAAUCUGCUUUUUGCUGCUCUAAAUCUAUUGAGCGACUGACAGUUGCCUGUUGGGUUUCCUAUCCCCCUCUAAAUCACAACUUCACACCGUUAAAGGGAACGGUCUGCUUUUGCCGGGGAAAAAAUAAGAUAACUUAUUAUAUCUGUGCAGUCAUAAUUUAGAGAAUAGGGGGGUAUCACGUUUUUCUUCCUUGAGAAAAUUGCCUGGGCGAGAGAGUGGAGUUGAGCUAAUUGUAGCCUAAUCCCUGGCCCAGAGGCGCUUGGGCAGCCCGGAGCAAGAAUUUUCUUUUUUAGCUCUGCUCUGUUAUUUAGAGACGGAUUAUUGGCUUUCUUCUUCUCAUAACAAACCACAGGGGCAGUUUCAUUUAGGCAAAAAGGCAUACAAGAAGCCGAAAUACGAAGCACGAUACCAACAAGAGCGCACAUUUUUACGCGUAUCCAAAUAAGAGCAGAGAAGGGGAAGGAGAUCAUCUCAUCUAUGUUCAAGGAGGGAAGGAGCAUGUCACGGCUGUCUCUGACCCGGUCCCCGGUCUCUCCUCUGGCCGCUCAGGGGAUCCCUCUGCCGGCUCAGCUGACCAAGGCGAACGCCCCAGUGCACAUCGAUGUCGGGGGACACAUGUACACCAGUAGCCUGGCGACUCUCACCAAAUACCCAGACUCAAGAAUCAGUCGUCUGUUCAAUGGCACCGAGCCCAUCGUGUUGGACAGCUUGAAGCAGCACUACUUCAUAGAUCGGGACGGCGAGAUAUUCCGCUACAUUCUCAGUUUCCUCAGGACCAGCAAAUUGCUCCUUCCAGAUGACUUCAAGGACUUCCACCUGCUGUAUGAGGAGGCGCGCUAUUACCAGCUGACACCCAUGAUCAAGGAGCUGGAGCGCUGGAAGCAGGAGCGUGAGCAACGACGGAUGGCGCAGCCUUGCGACUGCCUGGUGGUUCGCGUCACACCCGACCUGGGCGAGAGGAUCGCCCUGAGUGGGGAGAAGGUCCUCAUCGAGGAAAUCUUCCCUGAGACUGGUGACGUCAUGUGUAACUCAGUCAACGCUGGCUGGAACCAGGACCCAACACACGUCAUCCGCUUCCCCCUCAAUGGCUACUGCAGGCUCAACUCCGUCCAGGUUCUGGAGCGUCUUUUUCAGAAAGGUUUUAGCGUGGCAGCGUCUUGCGGAGGCGGCGUGGACUCCUCCCAGUUCAGCGAGUACGUGUUGUGUCGCGAGGACCGAAGGAGUCUCUCCAUCAACACGCCCAUCAGGAUAAAACAGGAACCCCUGGACUAGAGCAUUCUGGGAGAGGGACUGCCAACCCCCCAUACUCCUUCCAUCCUGUCACACCACCCCACCCCGCCUCCCCCUGACCCAUCCCUGUUCUAACAGGACCACAACCACCACCGCCCCUCCUUCCCACCCUCCCAAAAUGCCCCCUGCAAUUCCAGCGAGAAACAUACCUAAGUAUUAGCAGAGGCUUGUUAACCUCGCCAACUCUGCAGAACUCUAAGGGGAAUGUAGUACCAAACAAAGGAAAAAAAAUGCAUCAGCAACAAAAGUUUUUGAUUAUGUUCAGUAACACCCAAAUAAUCUGGGACUGAGAUGAAAAACAACAAUGACAAAUGGACUCAACAGCAGCUCACUUGAACCACUUUAGCACCAUGACCGCUUGAUUUUUCCUUCAUCUUCUUGUGAAAAAGGUGUCCUGACCCUUUUUGGGAGGACACAACUGCUCCCUCCUUGAAUCCAAUCCCAGCGCUCAGAGGUGUUUCGUCCAGUUCUGUGUCUGUAUGAAGCCCAUGUCUUGUCUGACCGGGGACGUGUCUGGCCUGCUGUGGGACGAGGAAGCUUUGGCAGACAGGACUCUUAUAAGGAUGACAGGAAGAGGACAUAAUCCAAUCUCGCAGUCCCCCAAACGGCCCCAAUCCCCGUGACCCCGUGACCCUCCAACCCCAUCCAGUCUCCCCCCACAGGCCUCACAGACGUCGGGGCCUCGCCGAAAAACAGCAUCAUUUGCCAAACUGAUUGUUUAUUACGGUUUUUCAUUGUUGUUUCUAAAGUAUGUUCUUCUUGAUCCUUUUGCUGUUCUUAUCAUGACAUGGUGUAAACAAUUAUUAUUAAUAGGAUUAUUUUUAAUGUCUCUUUUUUCCUUUCUCCAAUAUGAAGGAUGUACGAACGUUGUAUUCAUUAGACUUUGAGAGCUUGUGAGGGAGAGUUUCUUGGCAGUAACUGCAGAAACUCAGAUGUCUGCAGGCUAUGUGGCUAAAGCGAUCUGGCUGGCAAUGCAUUCAGAGCCAGAAAAAGUCCCAUUGUUCAAAUGGGGAUGGAAGCUGGAUGUUUCGACAUUGUUUAUAGUCAAAUGUGUAGCACACAUAAAAAAGUGCUCUGGAAUUUCUGCUUAUUAGCUAACAUAUCUUGGGUCUCUGAUCGGAUUCUCUCACACAAGCAAAAAAAACUUUUUUUUUCUCCCUAUUUUGCAGAAGUUUAAGAAAGUUCUUAAAUUUGGAAUUCAGGUUGAAGUUGCACAAGCUCUUAAGUGUAUUGCAGUUUUGUUGAGUUAGAAUGUUAAAGACUUGAGGACCAACAUGGAGAGCUGACGUUUACUAGUAUGUCUCGUGAUCAGCAGGAGAUGUACUCUAAAUGCUUAAUAUUUCUUUGCACUUAAACAUUUCCAACAGAGUUGCCCUGCCCUGUUCUCUCAAAACACAUAUAAGGAGGCUAGAAUAUUAAAACAUUUAAAAACAGUCAAGGGGUAAAACUCAAAAGACAACAAAUACUGUACUGUAGGUACCAAAGGGGACAAGGUGCCUAUUUUAUUGAUUGUACAAACAUAAUGAUGGUGUCUCUUUUUAUAGUUUACAGCUAAAGGAGACACAAUGCAUUAUUCAAAACUGUAUGAAGGGUACCAACCUUUGUUCCUCCAGGCCUGCAGCCUUGACAGUUUUGUUGAGAAUAUCUCACAGUACCUUCAGACCAAUAUUGUCACUUCUAAGUCAAGAUUAUUUCAGUGGUUCUUCACAUGUAUGUAUGGCAGAACCCAAAGUGAACUGUACUCCCAGCAUCAGUGUGUUAUUCACAAAGAGGCGAGUGGGCGGCAUUUACUCUAUCCUGCUCUCAUUCUUUUGGUCUUAUUCUCAACAUUUCUGGAUCAAAGACAGAAACAAGAAAGGCCAUUUUUUCAUGUUUUAUAUUUGUGUGUAACUUACAGAUGCUGUUUCUUCCAUUCCAAAAGACUGAUAAAAAAAAGAAGCCCAUUCUGAUCUUUGUGGUCGCUGGCAGUUGUUUGAGUUAAACUGGGGUUGUUCUUAUAAACUAGUUGAAAUAUGUUCAUUAAAAAUGGGCAGUUGUUCUUCUGACCAUGUUCUUUAAUAUCUGCGCUCUCCGGAUGGCCGCUGAUUAAGCAAAGCCAGCAAGUGGAUAAAGAUGAGCUCGGUGUAAGUGUAGCUCCCAGUCCAGCGCAGUCCUCCCUGGGGGUCCCUCUCACAAUCAAGCCCAUCUUUGUUCUGACCUGCCAGUGGCCUGCGCCUUUGCAUCCAGUCGCCUCAAAGGGAAUGGUCAACCAGGCUUUUCAUGUGCCGCGGCAUGUUGGGCUCUUCACAGCGCUUCUCACCCCCCUCUGCCUCCCUGAAGGCUCCCAGCUCAGUGGUGCCAGUAGAAACUCGGGUUGUACCCCCUGCUGCUGUGUCAUCCCCAUGCCCUGGUUUUCAAAAUGCCCUCCUACGCUGUGGCUCACUGGACCACACCGCAACAAACCAAACAAACUGAUGAGUCAAAUCUGAGCAGCCAGCAGCUCGUCCCAGAACAUACUGUACAGCCAGGCGUCUUAACUCUGCUGCUGAUCCCAAGGCCUUUGAUCUGAUGAUAUGAGGUGUGGAAACUCAUCUGGAUUAGUUCUUGAACAAAAGUGAUCAAUGUUGUACUAAAACCACACAUCUGUAAGAAAUACUUUUUUCAGGGAAGAAGGAAAGAAGGCAUAUUUUCUCACUGAUGUGGCGUUUUGAAAUCAAAGAAUGGGCUAUUAACAGCUUUAAAGAGCUACGGGUCUUGGAAUUCUAAAUAAAAACAAAACAUGAUCAUUCAAACCUACACAGAAAGUGAGAGGAAGGAACUAAAAUUGCAGGUGUUUGUUUUUUUUUCCAACAGCAGCAAUAACCAAACCUGGAAUGCCCCUUUCAACUCAGCGUAUAUAUGGCAGGUUAACUACAGAGCUAGACAAACUCCACAGGACUGGAAACUUCACAGACAUGUUCAUACAUGCCGACAUUUCAGAUGAAGUACUGGUCAGUGUUCAGCCAGUUCACAUGGCAUUCGCACCACCUCUAAGGCGGGUCAGCUGUACAGUUAUUGUAUAUUGAAUUAUCAGGACUCUGGGUUUUACAGGACCCUCGUGUUUUUAAGAGACCUCUUAGUCCUCUUCUCAAAAAGAAUGAAAAGAAUUCAAAGCAUUACAUUGUGUACAUAUGGAUUAAAACAUUUCAAAGGGUAUAAUAAGGUGCAAAUGUAUAUUAUUUAAAGUGUUUAAAACAAUUAGACUGUGGUAUUAAAGGGCAUGUGUUAAUUUACAGUGUCUCCAUUUGACU